Messenger RNA from Python bivittatus (Burmese python), 3298 nucleotides. RefSeq names its product SWI/SNF related BAF chromatin remodeling complex subunit E1 (gene SMARCE1). NCBI's taxonomy places the organism in Eukaryota, Metazoa, Chordata, Lepidosauria, Squamata, Pythonidae. Gene Ontology annotation, molecular function: nuclear receptor binding; nucleosomal DNA binding. Gene Ontology annotation, biological process: negative regulation of DNA-templated transcription. The record is from RefSeq and is a predicted model, not a curated record. Gene Ontology annotation, cellular component: SWI/SNF complex.
CUGUGGAAAAGGCUGAAGCGGAAACGGAAGCUGUGAUCGGUCUCCGCAUCGUUCCUUUCGGGCCGGAGACAAAGAAGCGAGGCCUGAGGUCCGAUGUGAAGCCGAUCUAAUGUCAUCUGGUUGAAACUUUUAUCUACCAAAAUGUCAAAAAGGCCAUCUUAUGCCCCACCACCCACCCCAGCCCCCACAACCCAAAUGCCCAGCACACCGGGGUUUGUGGGAUACAAUCCAUACAGCCAUCUGGCCUACAACAACUACAGGCUGGGAGGGAACCCGGGCACCAACAGCCGGGCCACGGUAGGAGAAUCAACUAUUACGUCAUCCGGCAAACAACAGGAAGUGACCAGAAAUGGCUUUAGAGCAUCAUCGGGUAUCACAAUCCCCAAACCCCCAAAGCCUCCAGAUAAGCCACUCAUGCCCUACAUGAGGUACAGCAGGAAGGUCUGGGACCAAGUGAAGGCGUCCAACCCUGACUUGAAGUUAUGGGAAAUUGGGAAGAUCAUUGGAGGGAUGUGGCGUGACCUCACUGAUGAAGAGAAGCAAGAAUACUUAAAUGAAUAUGAAGCAGAAAAGAUAGAGUACAACGAAUCAAUGAAGGCCUAUCAUAAUUCACCCGCUUACCUUGCCUACAUCAAUGCCAAAAGCCGUGCUGAAGCUGCACUGGAGGAGGAAAGCCGGCAAAGGCAAUCCCGUAUGGAGAAGGGUGAACCUUAUAUGAGCAUCCAGCCUGCUGAGGAUCCAGAUGAUUACGAUGAUGGAUUUUCUAUGAAACAUACUGCUACUGCCCGUUUCCAGAGAAACCAUCGCUUAAUUAGUGAGAUCCUGAGUGAAAGUGUAGUCCCUGAUGUUAGAUCUGUGGUUACUACCGCAAGAAUGCAAGUCCUCAAACGCCAAGUCCAAUCAUUGAUGGUUCAUCAGCGUAAACUAGAAGCUGAACUCCUUCAGAUAGAAGAACGUCAUCAAGAGAAGAAGAGGAAGUUUUUGGAAAGCACAGAAUCCUUUAACAAUGAGCUUAAAAGGCUGUGCAGCCUGAAGGUAGAAGUGGACAUGGAGAAAAUUGCAGCGGAAAUUGCUCAGGCCGAGGAGCAAGCCCGCAAGCGGCAGGAAGAAAGGGAGAAAGAGGCUGCAGAGCAAGCAGAGCGCAGUCAGGCCAGCACGGGCCCCGAGGAGGAGCAAGUGGCCAGCAAGGCAGAGGAGAAAAAAGAAGAGGGAACUCCCCCCAUGGAAACAGAAGAACCUCCUCCAGAGGAAGCCAUUGAGAGUCAGCAGAAUGGCGAAGGGACAUCCACUCCUGAAGACAAGGAGAGUGGGCAAGAAGGUAUCGAAAGCAUGGCAGAGGAAGGAACAAGUGAUAGCAAUACUGGUUCAGAAAGCAAUAGUGCCCUAGCUGAAGAACCCCCAGCUGAUCCAGUAGCUCCAGAAGAUGGUGAAAAGAAAGAAUAAAAACAAAGCCACUUCUUUCUGUAUAGGUCUUCAUUUUUUAAAAGGAUUCAUGAGUUGUGGAAGAAUGAUCUGUAAACUGUCCUUGGUAUUGUUAAGUUGUUUGUAUGUUGUUUGUUGCAAAAUAAAUAUCAGGCAUUUUAUUUUUUUAAAUGUAUAUGAUGCCAUGACAAAAACACAACAGUUACACCACAAUGUGAUUUACAAGAACAGCAUCACACCUCUUAAGGAAACGAUUUAGCUUUAUGAUUGAUUCUGAGUUAUUUUCCUAUGUCUAAGCCUUUGAAAAGUUAUCUUGUUUUCAGUUAGAAGCUGACAGCUUAGUGUCUGAUCCUUGUGCAAGUUUUAGUAUUCCAAAUUUCAGCUUCUUUCAGAUCCGAUCAGUAUUAUUAUCUGUGAAAAACAGAGUUUAAAUAACUUUUCAAUUUUUUCACAAAAAAAGUGUCCGAUUUCUACUAGGCCCAAAACUAGUGGUGUAUGGAGCCACGCAGUUUAUUCAAAAACAAUUUUUCUUGCCUCUCCAGAAUACUUUUUUAAAAUACUCAUUUUAAACUCUAAUUUAAAAAAAAUACUGUGUGCAACUUUACAAAAAAAGGCAUUAAAAAUAAAUACAUAAAAAUCAUAGAAUGCCUUCUCAUUCUGAUAGUUCCCUGUUUUGGGAUCUGUAAAAGAACAGCUGCACUGUUGCAUAUGCUAAAGACCUUCAACACUAAAAGCAAACAUUGAUAAUAUGACAUUCCUGAUCUCUAUACUUUUGAACCCCAAAGGCUUUCAGCUGUCUCUUUCUUUCUUUCUUUCUUUCUUUCUUUCUUUCUCCCUUGCAGCAAUUCAGUUUCUUGUGCAAGCAUAGGAAACAGAACAUAGAUUCUCCCAAGGCACAUGACUCUUCAGGCCAUUCCUGUCAAAAAUGUGACUGCGUUCACUUUCAUUAUGUUCAGAGUAAUGUGGGAUUCUUCUUGGAAGGCUCUCUUCUGCUCCCCCAACAAUACGCUUUGAUCCCUUUGUUGACAAUGAUUUGAUGCAAGGGUGUGGUAGAACAUAGUCCCUGGCUUGGCCUAAAGCUUACCAAGCCUUUCUCCUCCCACAUCUGUACCAUGCAGCAAAAGCCUAAUGCAAUUUGCAUCAAAUAGUUCUCUGACAGUGCAAGCCCUGCAUAAUUUUUGCACCUUCAUGUAAGUUUCUUUUUAAGCAUAAGACAUCAAUGUUUUGCUGUAGCAUUGUGUUCCACAAACAUCUCAAGAGGAUUUUAAAAAUUAAAAAAUGGUAACUUUAACUGAAGAAGGCACUGGGUUUUGUAAAUAUUUCCUAAUCCGUUGUUGGUUUAUAGAUCUGUGGUGGCUUUUGUUUUGUUUUUUUUUGUUUUCACUCUUAUUCAAAAUGUUUUUUGAUAUAAUAAACCAGGACAUGUUUUAAGACACUGAAAUAACUGCAAUAGUCUGUACUUGUCUUGGACACGUUGGUUGUAAAGUGCUGCUUUCCUACAAAGAGAGAAGCCAGACUAGAGGGAUCCCAGUUUUUAAAAAACACAGAACUCCUUGCAAUUAACCAACAUUCAUUGGUGCCAGUCCAGUCUUGGGAGAUGAUGGCAGGGGAGACUAGAUUUAAAACACAUCCACUCAGUUCAGUAAGAAACUGCUGAGCCUCAUAGUUAUGACUGAGCCAGAACUAUUCACAAUAUUUGUGAAACAUUUUUGACAAUUUCAAACAAGUGCCUCCUUUUCUCCCUUUCUCUGUUUUGCACUUUUUUAAAAUUUGUACCUGUGGAAAAAAUCUUGUGUACAUUUCUAUCAUUUCCUCUCACUACUGUUCCCAACUUACCCUCUUUGCUCUUGAUGAUGCUGUCAGCCAAACUUGAGAG